Molecule: messenger RNA, 768 nt
Organism: Acanthosepion pharaonis
Lineage: Eukaryota; Metazoa; Mollusca; Cephalopoda; Sepiida; Sepiidae
Source: the annotation of a GenBank genome assembly
AUGUUCUUUUUCUUGUUUAUUUUUAUAUUUUUUGAUCUGAGUUUCUUUUUCAGUUCAUUUCCUUCCUUCUUUCCUUCAUGCCUUCAUUCAUUCCUACCAUCCUUUAUUCCUUCCUUUCUUUCAUCCAUCCUUUCUUCCUUACUUCAUUCAUUCAUUCCUCCCAUCUUUCGUUCGUUCGUUCCUUCCAUCCAUCCAUCCUUCCUUCCUUCAAUUUAUCUUUCCUUCCUUCCUUCCUUCCUUCCUUCCUUCCUUCCUUCCUUUUCUUUCUUCCUUUCUUCCUUCCUUCUUUCCAUUCAUCCACUCAUCCUUCCUUCCUUCCUUCCUUCCUUCCUUUCAUCUUGCUUCUCGUCCUUCCUCCCUUCCUUCCUUCUUUCCAUUCAUCCAGUCAUCCUUCCUUCCUUUCUUUCUUCUUUCCUUCCUUCCAUUCAUCCAUUCAACCUUUCUUUCUUUCUUUCUUUCUUUCUUUCUUUCUUUCUUUCUUCCAUCCUUCCUUCUAUCCAUCCGUCCUUCCUUUCCUCUUUUCAUCUUGCCUCUCUUCCUUCCUUCCUUCCUUCCAUCCUUCUUUCCAUUCAUCCAUUCAUCCUUCUGUCCUUCCUUCUCUCUUUCCUUCCUUACUUUGUUCCUUCCUUCUUUUCAUCUUGCUUGUCUUCUUUCCUUCCAUUCAUCCAUUCACCCUUCCUUCCUUCCUUCCUUCCUUCCUUCCUUCCUUCCUUCCUUCCUUCCUUCCUUCCUUCCCUUUGUUUAUUUUCUCGUCAAUUAAUUUUAUGA